This is a messenger RNA of Penicillium mononematosum, 825 nucleotides long. RefSeq lists its product as uncharacterized. The record is from RefSeq and is a predicted model, not a curated record. The coding region runs from base 1 to 825 and encodes 274 amino acids. The transcript has a single exon. Lineage: Eukaryota; Fungi; Ascomycota; Eurotiomycetes; Eurotiales; Aspergillaceae.
AUGCCUCGAACCAACUUGAAAGUGAAAUCUGGUAUGAAGGCAUCUGAAGUGAAUCUUAGGAGAAUGUGGCUGCCGCUUCGUCUUGACGACGUUGACAAUCCACAGAAUGCGCUUGACCGUCAGUCGGUCCUCGAUGUUAUCCGAAGUGUCUACGAUCCUUUGCUAACUGCUUGGCUUGCUGAGCCAGGUCAUACCUGGCAAAAUCAGUUUUCGGCCAGAGCUGCCAGUAGCCAGUUUCGAGAACAGGUCAUAGCUAGGAUGCGAGAGCUACCAUCAGGCGUUCAAUCGAUAGAGUCUGAGGCAGUCCUUGGUGAAAUCCUAUACGAUAUUCUUAGGUUUUACCGGUUUACCGACCCCGCCUGGAGGGUACCUACCCCUGGCACUGCUGUCGCUUCACCUGCCCCUGCCCCUGCGGCUGCCGCUGCUCUUGCUCCUGCUCGUCCUCGUGCUCGUCUUGGUCCUGUUUUGAGGAACCUAGUUGAUGGUGCUAUUGCCACAAGAGUGGUUACUGCCGGUGCUAACCUGGAAGUGCUUGCAGAUGCAGCAAACCAAGUACUUGCGCCUACUGCUACUGCUAAUCCUGCUAACCCCCUAGAUGUACUUGCAGAAGCUGCAUGCUCAGCCGAGCCUAAUCCUGUGGCUUCUCCUACUGAACCUCUCGAUAUACUUGCUGCUGCUGCAAGCACAUUGCCAUAUGCUCCCACUCCCGCUCCCGCUACUGCCGCCGGCCCGAUCGAAUCUCCUGCUCCUGGGACCAAGAGAGGUAGAGACGAUGAGUCCGAGGAUGAGUCUGAGCUGCCUGAUAAGAAGAAGCAAGCGAAGUAA